Molecule: messenger RNA, 687 nt
Organism: Phanerochaete carnosa HHB-10118-sp
Lineage: Eukaryota; Fungi; Basidiomycota; Agaricomycetes; Polyporales; Phanerochaetaceae
Exons: 4
Coding region: 1-687 (228 amino acids)
Molecular function (GO): protein binding
Source: RefSeq, a predicted model, not a curated record
AUGAGGUACCAUAGCCGAAACGGAGACUUGCGCGCUAUAUCUGGGACCAUGCAGGAGAUGAAUGCUUUGGAUAUUCACGCAGACAUCUACAUCGCCUCGGUCCUGUUACCUGCCCUCCACUCGGCGCGGGCAGACGCACCGCAACUUUCCCACGGCGUCAUCGUCGAUGCCACCACAAGUAUCACGGUCCUCGAACACCUCGUGCGCUCAGAGGACGACGCCGCUUUCGACGCCGCCCUUGCCGUCAUUGAGCACCUGGAAGCAUGUACUUCAGAGCUUGCGCCUACUGCCCUGUGCGGAAUCGAACGCAGAGUCUGGCGUAACCCGUCCUUAGCUGCUCGCUACCGAUACGUGGUCAUCGAAAAGAUGAAAAAGCAUCAACACUGUUCAUUCGGCCCCACGGCCCAGACCAUACACAUCAUUAAAGCGUGUUGCGAAAACUCGGCACCCGAGGCGAUGCGGCGCGCAGUGGUGUACUACCGGACGCAUAAGAUUCCGUGCGGACCGGAGGUUUGGAGUAAGCUCAUGGAUCAGUUAAUUCGGAGGGGCAAGUGGAAGCUUGCUGACGAGUUGGCCGAUGAUCUCGACGUCGAACAGCUCUCAUCUGGCAUGCGGCAUCUGCUUGAUCAGGCAAGAGCUCGCAAUAACUCGGAAUUUGUGGAUAUGGAUCUCGGCGUAGAACAGUAA